AUGGAGGUAGCAGGAAAGUCGGGAUCAUACUUUAUGGAUGUGGACUUUUGGGACAAUGAUGCUGGUUUCUCUACUGGGGCUUAUUCUGCCAGGAAUGGUGACAUCUUUAUUUUGUCUAGCAUAAAACCUGAAGCUGCAGAGGACUUAAACCGCCAUGGUGUCACAUAUUGCUUGGCAAUGGUCACUGAUGUUUCUAUGGAUGAUGAAUACCAGAAGGGCUUCAGAGUCAAAGUUGAAAAGAAUAUUGACUUGGAAGAAGACUUGAACAAACUCAAACAUGCAAUAUCUCUCAAUAAUAUCACCACAAACAUACGUAUAUGGAAAGCACUUACCUUUGGUGCACACAUGAAUGACAAUUUCACAAUAAUCAAGUCGCUCUUAGCCCCCACAAAUCUGGGUGAGGAUAUUUGCGGUAUGUGUGUAAAGCAGGAUGGGGGCUGUUUGGCUUCUUUCACAGAGCAAUUACUAUCGGUUAAGCUUAAUCAAUCACAAGUUGAUGCUAUUGAUUCUGUCAUCUCAGCUGUACAAUGUGGGCAUGUAAACCUCAUGAAGCUUAUAUGGGGUCCACCAGGCACUGGAAAAACCAAGACGGUUAGCGCUUUACUGUGGGUCUUGGCAUGUUUGAAAUGCAGAACUCUUACUUGUGCUCCCACAAAUGUUGCUGUUGUUGGAGUUUGCACUCGUUUCCUGGAAAACUUGAAGGAUUUCAAUGAGCACACUGACAACAUUGGUCUACCUUUUUCUCUUGGAGAUAUUUUGUUAUUUGGAAGUAGGUCUAACAUGGACAUCACAGAGGAUCUUCAGGAAGUUUUCUUGGAUUUUCGUGUCGAUGAACUUGUGGAAUGCUUUUCAUCGUCGUCUGGAUGGAACUACAGAAUAGCUUCAAUGAUAUCCUUUUUUGAAGACUCUGCUUCACGGUAUGAUAUGCUUCUUGAGGAUGAUGGCAAAAUUGAUCCAGUGUGCUUUUUGGACUUCGUAAAGAAGCAAUUUGAUGUGAUAGCAGUAGCUCUGAAAAGAUGCAUCAUGAAUUUGUGGGUUCACCUACCUGGGAGGUGCUUUUCUUGUGAUAGUGCCAUAAAUAUAUCUACAUUGCUUCAUAUGCUGGAAAAUUUUGGUGCUCUUCUGUGCAACGUAGACUUGACUGAUGAGGGCUUAAAAAGGGGACUUGGUUGCCUGUCAACUGUGAACUCUGUUUGUGCACAACCUGUAUCUUCUAUUGAGAAGGAACUAGAUGGAGCAAGGUCUUCAUGCCUUAAAUUGCUAAAGGAUCUGCUACACUCGCUUAAUUUACCCACUGGAGUAAAUAAAAACUGGGCCCAGAACUACUGCAUAUGUAAUGCAACACUUCUUUUCUGUACUACCUCUAGCUCUUAUCGGUUACAUCACAUGGAGAUUGCACCCUUCGAAGUAUUAAUUGUUGAUGAGGCUGCUCAAGUGCGGGAGUGUGAAUUGGUGAUCCCACUACGUCUGCGUUGGUUAAAACAUGUUGUUUUGGUAGGAGAUGACUGUCAGCUGAGUGCAAUGGUUAAAAGCAAAGUAUGCAAAGAAGCUGGAUUUGCGACAAGUUUAUUUGGGAGAUUGGUUAUGCUCAAAUUUGAUAAGCAUUUGCUGAAUAUACAGUAUCGCAUGAAUCCUUGUAUCAGCUUAUUUCCAAAUGCCCAGUUUUAUGAGAGGAAGAUUUUAGAUGGUUCCAAUGUUCUGUCUCCUAGUUAUAAUAAGGAUUACACAUGCCUCCCUUUUGGGAGCUACACGUUUAUAAAUCUCACUGAUGGAAGGGAAGACACAGAGGGCACGGGAAACAGCCGCAGAAACAUGGUUGAAGUUGCUGUUGUUUUGCACCUAAUCCAUACCAUCUUUAAAUUUUUUUCUGCAGCUUGGAAAAGGACAGACCAAGGGCUCAACAUCGGUGUGGUCUCUCCAUAUAAUGCUCAAGUUGAUGCAAUUAAAAAUCGACUUGGCCAAAAAUAUGAUACAUGUGAUGGCUUUCAUGUGCGAGUGAAGUCCAUUGAUGGUUUCCAAGGAGAAGAGGAUGAUAUAAUUAUACUAUCAACUGUUAGAUCCAACGAGAGAGGAGUUGUUGGAUUUCUUGCUGAUAACCAAAGAACAAAUGUUGCUCUUACUAGAGCAAGGCACUGUCUUUGGAUUGUUGGGAAUGCUCAUACACUUUAUAAAAGUGGGACUGAAUGGACAGACCUUGUUGCUGAUGCGGAGAGACGUAAAUGUAUUUUCAGUGCCACUAAUGACGCAACCAUCUGUAAGGUGGUUUUGCAAGUAAAGCAAGAGUUUGAUGAACUUGAGGAUCUUCUCAGUGCCGAUUCAGCGGUUUUCAGCAAUACAAGAUGGAAGGUCAUUCUUAGCCACGAGUUUAGAAAGUCUUUCACCAAACUAAAAUCACGACAGCUCAGGAAGGAAGUACUCCAAAAGCUUAUCAAACUUGGAGAUGGUUGGAGGACAACAGUCAAGAACCUUGACAUGCCUGGUGUUUCUUAUCUUGUAAAAGUAUACAAGAUCUGGGACUUGUAUCUUGUUUGGAGUACUGACAUUGAGAAAACCGAAAGAAGGUAUUCCCAGAUAAUAAGAAUUUGGGACCUACUGUCACAGCAAAAUGUUGCAAGAACUGUUCAACGUCUCGAGAAUCUAUUCUCCAUGUACACGGAUGAUUACCUGGAUCAUUGCAGGAGAGUGCAGACACAAGGGAAACUGGAGGUUCCUAUGGUUUGGGAUAUUGUGCAUGAUAUUAUCCGCUAUAACAAGGAUUGCAAAGCUGACGCUCAUGAAGAGCAUGAUUCCGUGGAUACAUCAUAUGGCAUGGAGAAUUCAAAAGUUAGUGAAAGCUUCCUGCUGAUGAAAUUCUACUUUUUAUCAUCUGGAAUGGCAAAGCAUUUGCUGACAGCUACUGAUGGGUCUGAAAUCAACAUCCCCUUUGAACUGACGGAUGAAGAGAAGGUGAUAAUUCAAUUCCCACUCACUAGUUUUAUACUUGGGAGGUCAGGCACUGGAAAAACCACUGUAUUGACAAUGAAACUGAUUCAAAAAGAGCAACAGUCAUUGAUUGCAUCCCAAGGUUUAAAUUUGGAUGGUGCUGAUUUAUCAGGGGUAGAUGACAAUAAUAUUAUGUUACCAAAGAAUGGAGGAGAAAGUUCUGUGAAACAAGUAUUUAUCACUGUAAGCCCAAAGCUAUGUUCAGCCAUAAAAGAUCACAUCUGCAGACUUAAAAGAUUUGGCAUCGGUGAUGUCUCUGACGAGUCUAGCAUUCUUCACAUGCAUGACAUCAUGGAUGACCUGGAAGAGUUUACAGAAAUUCCUGACAGUUUUUGUGAUCUACCUCACGGGUACUAUCCUCUUACUAUAACAUACCGUAAGUUUUUGAUGAUGCUUGAUGGAACAUGCCAGACAUCUUUUUUCGAUGCGUUUUAUGGUGAAAUGAAGUCUAGCUUUGAGAGAGGCCAUUCAAGAUCUCGUGCAGUGCAAACUUUUAUUGAAUUGAAGGAAGUUACCUACGAAAAAUUUGCUACUUCCUACUGGCCUCGUUUUAAUGCAGACCUGACAAAAAAAAUUGCUGCGUCCACUGUCUUCACUGAAAUAAUUUCUCAUAUAAAGGGCGCAUAUCAAGCAAGCAGGCCUUGUACUGGCAAACUGGAAAGACAAGAUUAUGUGAUGCUCGCUGAUAAAAGAUUUUCAUCUUUGAACAAUGAGAUGAGAGAUAGAAUUUAUGAUAUAUUCCUCGAAUAUGAGAGUAUGAAAUGCACUGCCAGGGAGUUUGAUUUGUCAGAUUUCGUCAAUAGUCUUCACAGUAGUCUUGUAUCUGAGGGCUACAAUGGAGAUAUGGUGGAUUUUGUUUACAUAGAUGAGGUCCAGGAUCUCACCAUGACACAAAUAGCACUUCUUAAGUAUGUCUGUAUGAACAUCAAGGAAGGCUUCCUUUUUGCUGGUGACACUGCACAAACUAUAGCAAGGGGUAUCGAUUUCAGGUUUGAAGAUAUCCGUUCACUUUUUUAUACUGCAUUCCUCGCAGAAACUGAAGCGUCUAAUGAAGGACUUAAACAUGGUGAAAGAGUCCAUCUCUCAGAUAUGUUCCAACUAUCUCAGAAUUUCCGUACACAUUGUGGCAUCCUCCGUAUGGCACAAAGUUUCAUGAGCCUUCUGUACUUCUUUUUCCCGUCAAGUGUUGACAAGCUUAAUCCAUAG
Molecule: messenger RNA, 4188 nt
Organism: Triticum turgidum subsp. durum (durum wheat)
Lineage: Eukaryota; Viridiplantae; Streptophyta; Magnoliopsida; Poales; Poaceae
Source: the annotation of a GenBank genome assembly